AUGAUACGACGUACUAUGACAUUAGAAUUAAAGAGAAUGAAGGAUGUUUCGGUGAGGUCGCUCAGUAGGCAAAUGUCUGCAAUGACUCUUCGAGAUUACCAAGAAGACUGUUUGACUUCAGUGCACAACGCUAUAAGUCGCGGAGUCAGAAGACCCGCUGUAGUACUUGCUACUGGGGGUGGUAAAACUGUAGUAUUCUCACAUCUAAUCCCCCAACUAGAGCCUUAUACAGAGACCCAGGGAUCGAAGACACUUGUACUAGCUCAUAAGCAAGAACUUGUCUAUCAGGCCGCUUCCAAGAUUGCAUCUGUAAACCCAAAUUUAAAAGUUGCAAUUGACAUGCACAAUAUGAAACCAACUGAAGAUGCUGAUGUCAUUGUAGGAUCUGUACCAACGUUAGUGAGAAUGUCUAGACUUGAGAAGUAUGAUCCCGCUGAGUUCAAGACAAUCAUCCUAGAUGAAUGUCACCACGCUACUGCUAAGUCGUGGGCUAAGAUUUUAAACUAUUUCCUGGCAGACCAUAAGCAGCUGCCAAUCCAUGUCAUUGGUUUCACAGCCACUAUGGAAAGGGCAGAUGGAAGCUCAUUAGGGAAAUUAUUUGAUGAAAUUGUAUAUGAAAGAGGAUUGAUAGAGAUGGUGCAAAAUAAAGAAUUGGUAGACGUCAAGUUUUCAACGUUAGAUGUUGCCGUUGACUUCUCCAAAGUCAAAACCAGACUUAAUGAUUUCGAUACCAAAUCAUUAAGUGAUGCCAUGAAUCAGGAUGAGAUCAAUUAUCUGAUGGCAGGCUCCUACUUAAGACUCUCACAUGAGUUCAACUUUAAAUCUACGUUGAUUUUCUGUGUUGAUAUUGCCCAUUGUAAAACACUAUGUGGCGUAUUGCAGUCACAGGGAAUCAAUGCCCAGUAUGUCACAGGAGACACAGUGAAACAUGAAAGGGUUUCCAUAUUAGAGGAUUUCAAGCAGGGUAAAAUUCAAGUCUUGUGUAAUGUUUUGGUAUUCACAGAAGGCACUGAUAUCCCCAAUAUCGAUUCCUUAUUUUUGGCAAGACCUACCAAAUCGAGACCAUUGCUUGUUCAGAUGAUAGGGAGAGGUCUCAGGUUACAUGAAGGUAAGAGUCACUGUCAUAUUGUCGAUGUUGCAGGUACCAGGUCGAUAGGAAUUCAAUCCGUUCCCACCUUAUUUGGAGUACCUGAUUCUAUGAAAGGAAGCCCCAGAAAUUACGAAAAAACUCAAGAUGAGGAUGAAGAUGAGUUAGAUACUAGAUUGAUGUCAAAGGAGGAAAUUAAAGAGCAACAGCGUAUAAAACAGGAAGAGGCAUUAAAAAAGAAGCUUUUGAUAGAGGAGUCAAGAAGAGAAGCAAUGAAUGUGGCAUUUCUGACUAUAGAUGGGUUUUCUUUAUUAUUACAAAAAGAUAUUAGAGGGUUUCAAAGUGAUAAGAAUAUCCAUCAUGCAUUCAAUUCUUCCAAAUUAUUCUGGAUACGAUUGGAGUAUGAUGUGUGGGGAAUUGCAUUUCCUCCUAUGAGCGAUAAAUUUUUCACAGUUCGUAGGUUAUAUGUACUGGAGCAAAAGUACUUCUCGCUUGUGGUGAACACAUUCACAUCGCGUGAGCACAAGAUGGCUGCAGGGCAUAAAGUUGCCAACUACCUGUCUGAGACAGAGAUAAUGAGGGAUGCAAACUUACAGGCUGUUCUUACGAGAGCCGAAGUAUUGGUCUCACAACAUACUUCGAAGUAUACGAACACUAGCAUUAAAUCUAACAGAGAUAAACCUAGACAUGCGACAUCAAAACAGGUGAAGUUCGUUAAGGCUAAAGUAGUUACAAAGGCCAAGCAGUUGUACUCCAACUGGUCAUCAGAAAUGGAUACUAAGUUGGAUACAGAAUUAAAUGCCUUUACCCAAUAUAGAAUGUCAGACUUAAUAUUUGCUAUCAAGUACCUGAAGAAUAGCUUAUGGUUUCGUUGGGAACUACAAAAAUUGCUAGGAUAUCCCGAUAAGGAGAAAAGGUUGAUUGAUAAAAUUUCGAAGAAGGAUGAAAAUGAUGUUGACAUUGGGUUUAACCAAGAGAGUCCAAAACGGAUUCAAACUACAUCAGCUCAAUAG
Molecule: messenger RNA, 2100 nt
Organism: Dujonia railenensis
Lineage: Eukaryota; Fungi; Ascomycota; Pichiomycetes; Serinales; Debaryomycetaceae
Source: the annotation of a GenBank genome assembly